AUGUUAAGACUCCUCUUUACCUGUCUAGGUGAUCAACUAAAUCCUCCGGUCUUUUUACUGACCCUUAUUCCAAUCACAGAGGCUUUACCUCUUCUCUGUGUCAGGUCAGGUCAGGUCUGGUCUGGUCAGGUCAGGUCUGGUCAGGUCAUGCUCAGGUCUGGUCAGGUUAGGUCUGGUUUUCUCAGGUCUGUUCAGGUCUGGUCAGGUCAGGUCAGGUCAGGUCAGGUCUGGUCAGGUCAGGUCUGGUCAGGUCUGAUCAGGUCUGGUCAGGACAUUAUUCUGGUCAGGUCUGGUCAGGUCAGGUCUGGUCUGGUCUGGAGAGGUCAGGUCAGGUCAGGUCAGGUCUGGUCAGGACAUUAUUCUGGCCAGGUCUGGUCGGGUCAGUUCAGGUCUGGUCUGGUCAGGUCUGGUCAGGUCAGAUCACGACAGGUCAGGUCUGGUCAGGUCAUUAUGCUGGUCAGGUCAGGUCAGGUCAGGUCAGGUCGGGUCAGGACAUUAUGUUGGUCAGGUCUGGUCAGGGCAUUAUGCUGGUCAGGUCUGGUCAGGACAUUAUGCUGGUCUGGUCUGGACAUUAUGCUGGUCAGGUCUGGUCUGGUCAGGACAUUAUGCUGGUCAGGUCUGGUCAGGACAUUAUGCUGGUCUGGUCUGGUCUGGUCAGGACAUUAUGCUGGUCUGGUCUGGACAUUAUGCUGGUCAGGUCUGGUCUGGUCAGGUCUGGUCUGGACAUUAUGCUGGUCAGGUCGGGUCAGGACAUUAUGCUGGUCUGGUCUGGUCAGGUCGGGUCAGGACAUUAUGCUGGUCAGGUCUGGUCAGGACAUUAUGCUGGUCAGGUCAGGUCAGGUCUGGUCUGGUCAGGUCUGGUCAGGUCGGGUCAGGACAUUAUGCUGGUCAGGUCUGAUCAGGACAUUAUGCUGGUCAGGUCAGGUCAGGUCAGGUCAGGACAUUAUGCUGGUCAGGUCAGGUCUGGUCUGGUCAGGUGUGGUCAGGACAUUAUGCUGGUCAGGUCAGGUCAGGUCUGGUCAGGUGAGGUCAGGUCUGGUCAGGUCAUUAUGCUCGUCAGGUCAGGUCAGGUCUGGUCAGGUCAUUAUGCUGGUCAGGUCAGGUCAGGUCUGGUCAGGUGAGGUCAGGUCUGGUCAGGUCAUUAUGCUGGUCAGGUCAGGUAAGGUCUGGUCAGGUCAUUAUGCUGGUCAGGUCAUUAUGCUGGUCAGGUCUGCUCUAGUCUGGUCAGGUCAGUUCAGGUCUGGUCAGGUCUGGUCAGGUCAUUAUGCUGGUCAGGUCAGGUCUGGUCUGGUCAGGUGUGGUCAGGACAUUAUGCUGGUCAGGUCAGGUCAGGUCUGGUCAGGUGAGGUCAGGUCUGGUCAGGUCAUUAUGCUGGUCAGGUCAGGUCAGGUCUGGUCAGGUCACUAUGCUGGUAAGGUCAGGUCUGGUCAGGUCAGUUCAGGUCUGGUCUGGUGA
Molecule: messenger RNA, 1455 nt
Organism: Oncorhynchus keta (chum salmon)
Lineage: Eukaryota; Metazoa; Chordata; Actinopteri; Salmoniformes; Salmonidae
Exons: 2
Coding region: 1-1455 (484 amino acids)
Source: RefSeq, a predicted model, not a curated record